UUUUAGACAUUCUUUGACAAAUUCAGAGAUUCAAAUCGAAUAUUCAAAUAAUGUUCGGUUAUUUUUAUUACAGUUUUUCUAUUGAUGCAAUAUUAUUUGGGGCUAAAAUGAAGAUUAAUACAAAAUAUAUGCAGUAAGAAUUUACAGUGGGUAAAGUAAUUCUUCUGUUGAGAGGAGUAUUUUAGAAGAGAAAUAUUUACUCUAAACUCUCUAAACACAAUUUAUUGAAAUUAAAUGGGGACAUGUGUAUAUUUUUGAAAUGGAAUAUGACUAUUUUAAAGAAAUAAUUAUCCAAGAACCUUCCUUAACAUUUAAAAAAAUUCCAUUGGAAAUUGUUGGAAAGGAUGAAACAACAGACACCAGAAAUAAACAGAUUAUUAUAUAUGAUGGGUGCGUUAUCGAAUUUUCCCCUUUCCUUUCCUGCAUUUUUCAUGUGAAAUUUUUCUUUUAAAAUAUUAAAUUACUAACGAAACGGCAAUCAUACGAUCAGACAUUUGAUAUCAUAACCAUGUAUUACGACAUAUUUAUUGGGCUGAUUUUUAUUUAACAUAAUCAGUAUAUACUUCAGCAAAAAUGUAUUUAUUUUUCGUUGAAGUAUGGUUUAUUAUCGGGUAUGUUACAAAAUGAGACACAAAUAUUUCCCUGCUCCUUUCAUCGUACGUGAAAGCACAUUAAAAAGUUAGAUGCUCUUGCAGUAGAGUCUCUUCCACAUGUCAAAAGUCAGCCCAAAAAAGGCCACGGUGCAGUAGCUCGCGGUUUCUCUUCACUUCUCGUUCCCGGAAUAUCAUUACCUGAUUAGCAUGCAGAACACUAAAUUCUUUUUCUGCUCGCCGCCUGAGGACUGAGGAAGUGUGAAGACUCCGCAUUUCGAAAGAGACGCGAAACCCCUUUGUUCUCCGCAGCGGCGCAGCUUCGACGUCUUUAGCACAGACAAAUAAACGUGAACUGGGCGUGUCUCUGCAUGAAAGGAAAUGGCACAUUUGCUUAGAAAUGCUUUCAGAAGUUGAACUCUUGAUUCAUUACAAUUUCCAAUCUUUAGUCUUUGAGUUAAACUAUGCAUAAAUCUAUCUUCAAUAGCAUAAAAUGCUGCGGAAAAAUUUAAAUACUCGUCCACUUAAUUUAUUUUGAACUGUGCAUUGUCUAAGAGGUUUUGUGUGUCGAGUAUUCCCCGCAAUGAAUGUUUUGUUUGAAAGUAUAUGGACAUGAUGGCCAACAGAUAAAAUUCAAGGUUUCAAAAACUGACGUACAAAUAGCAAAAGCCAGCUAAAUUUUUCUUUUAAGCGUCUGAGUGUCUAAAGUAUCGGCAAAUUAUUACCAUAAAACAAUUCACUUUUUUGCCAACAGCACCAUACUGGCUUUCCAAUCCAUAACAGCCUUAAAUUCAGGAUGUUAUCGCAAACAAUUUGGCGAGUGUGCACAGCAAUGCGUGUGUUUGCGUGCUGCGCUCUAAGCUGCGGCUGAUGGCGUGUCGGUGCACUUUUUCUCGCACUUUGUGAUAGUCUAUUGUAAAUAUUUUUCGUGCUCGUCCUUCUCCUGCGUGUCAGCCUGUUUGCGCAGCAAAUUAAUCUCGGAUUAAGGCAAACAAAGCGUGUUUAUUAUAAACGUGACUGCGGCUAGUCGUUCGGCGGCGGGCCGAAAGUGAGGUGGAUGAUUUUCAUCAACCCCUUUGGUGGUGCUCGAGGGAAAAGGGUGUGGCGGCAUUUCGUCCACCCGUACCGGAAGGGCGAACAAACGCAUCUCAGCAACCCCGAAUUAAAACGAGCUGUCGAUCUAGACAAAUGGUACGCUGAUGAUGCAACUGACUUGGAAUCCAUGAUCAAAUGGCUCGAUGAUUUCUCAUCGGGAAGCAAAUAAACACAUGGCUAUAUAUGCGAUUUAAGUCGCAGGGUUUUCAAUACUGGACUUGAUUGGUGGAGUAUUGGAUGUUUUGCACUUGAUUUGACUGACUGACAUUGAUUUUUGUAAGAAAAAUUAUCUAGUUUUGUUCAUAGUGUUCUACGUGGAAUAUUUUUAACUAAUGUUUGCUAUCUAUAUUUUAAUAGUCAGGUUUUGCUCUUUUGCUUGGAAAAAAUAUGUACUUUGAAACUUGUAAGAAGCAAUCCGCCGUGUACAUUUCUUUCAUUUUUAUGAUUUAAAUAAUGAAUUAAAAAUUAAAUUGGAGCUUGAUUUUUGGGAUUUCAGAUGAAACUUUCCGUUCGUUAUUUUAAGAGAUGUAUGCGGUACCAAGAACAUUUUUGACACAAUUAAACAGCCGUUAAAUUAUCCAGCCUAUCCUUUUCUAUAAUUUUCUCGGAGGAAGUUAAAAUUAAAAUCAGAAUAACAAAUAAGUGCACAAACUAGUUUUCAUGUUGUUCGUCGCUUUGUUAAAAAGAAUCAGGGGGAAAACCUCGAUGGAAAAUGGCAAAAGAAAAAUCCUAAUUGUAUAUAAUAUGCAUGUAUGUAUGUAUGUAUGUAUGUUAGAUUUUAGGACUGGAAAAUAGCAUGCCAGUUUUGACUGAUUAAUGGUUCAAGAAUAUGUUCAUUUAAGUAGUCAAGAAAUUAAUCAUGCAACCAUUUGAUCGUCACCUGUCAUUUUCUCAUGGAUUAAUUCAAAGAGAAUUAACAAUGACCCAUCACAAUUAAAGUUACUCCCUCCCAGAAAUCAAUGAUAUAAAGCUAUAAAAGCUGUACUGGCGAAGUCUUCGCGUCCAGACGCAAUGACUCCACUAGAGUUCCUCGGUCCGAGCAAAUUUGUCCUCGCUCUCACCACUCUCUGGUACGUCGACGACUACGACUCAUUGAGGAGCGUCGCGUACCGCUACUACCAGUUAGCUACGCAUGCCUUUUUCUGCAUUUUCUGGUGCACUGUCAUCUACGUCAUCGUCGUCAGGUUGCUGGAUGAUGACCCUGUGGCCGUGCACUACGGCCUGGUUGGAAUAUGCCUGGCCCACGUGCAGAGCUCGAUGUCCAUGUACAAGAGCGCCAAGCGGCUGAAGAAACUGUUGUGGAGCGCGUCUCCUUACUCUUCUCUGUCCCUCCGCUGUCACCUGGGUAAUUACACGCAAAGGGCCAAGCGUAUCAGCCUCAUUUUUUGUAAGUUCCAAUUGAGCAAGGAGAGGUAAAAUAUUAUGUAUUUUACUGAUUUCCUUCAUUUUGUUUAAUUGUUUAAAAGGUGUUCAGUAGAACCCUAGUGCCUCAUACUUUGAAGAAUAAAAACAUGUUUGAUGAAAAAUUUCAACAACCAGAUUUCUUCCUGUUCUAGUAAUGUUCAACUUGUGUUCCGCCACAUGGUUAGCCCUAUUCGCCAUGAAACAUGUGCCAGACUCUAGUGAAAUAGUUAACAGCUUGGAAAGUUUAAGUAAACUAGCGCCGUCCUAUUUUCUGUACGUGGUGUGCAGGAUUGGCUGGCUUUCAUUGCCGCUCUCAAUUUCAAUUCUCGACUUGACUCUUUUAACUCUAUACUUCUACCUGGUGAAUCAUUUGUUAGCUUGGCAAGACCACUUGAUACACGUAGUCGAGAACAUGCACAUCAGGAAUAGGAGAUGUGUUGUUCAGCGCCGAUGGCUCAGUGACAUUGAUCAAGACGUGUUUGAUAUCAAGUAUAUUGUUGAAACUCACAAGUACACCAUUAGCUUUGCUGACGAGCUGGGACACAUUAUCAGUCCCAUCAUAGUCUGGGCGUACAUACGGGUCAUUGUGCUGACCUCAAACUUGAUGACUGCAGUUUUUUCACACAUAUCCCAACCUCUACGAUUGCUGCUGCCGUUUCAUCAAUUCUUAGCCUACUUUGUCUCUCUCAUUUUUUGCUGUUAUUAUGGCAGCAUGGUUUGUAUCAAGAAUGAUCAACUCACGAAAUGUCUGCAAUACAAUAUGGCAUAUCCGCGACCGCCGAGAGAUAGAAAACAUCCUGACUGGAGAAGCGUUGAAGUGUUGACCGCCAGAGCAAAUUUAGGAAUGUGCAUUAAAGUCAAAUGGAUUUUCUUCACUUCUAAAUUUGAUACUGACACGCUAAAAAGGGUAUUUGGCUAUGGGCUGGUUAUUUUUGAGCUUCUUCGCUACAUAAUUCCGUUAAACUCAAAAAUCCAGCUUGUUUAGCUCGUUGUUCUUGUGACAGAUUGUUCAAUUUAUAUAAAGUUUUAAUCUUCUCUGUGCCGCUUAGCUGUAAUUUAUGUCAAUAAAAAUUAGUACAUAAAUAUAUCUUUAUCUGGAUGUUAAAAAAUAAUUCUUAUAUGGAGUUUUUUUACGUGCAGAUAUGUAUGCCACACAUUUGGAUGGUUUUCGUUUUUAAGUUUGUAUGAAGUCAAGCAAAGCAAUUUUUAGCAGCCAUCCCAACAAACCACAAAUCUCUAGUUGUAAAUCUACAAAUUACUGUAGGAAGCGAGUUUUAUAUCUAUGAAGAGCGGUCAAGCAA
This is a messenger RNA of Cloeon dipterum, 4390 nucleotides long. RefSeq lists its product as uncharacterized. NCBI's taxonomy places the organism in Eukaryota, Metazoa, Arthropoda, Insecta, Ephemeroptera, Baetidae. The transcript has 6 exons. Bases 3244 to 4074 code for a protein of 276 amino acids. The record is from RefSeq and is a predicted model, not a curated record.